Messenger RNA from Cajanus cajan (pigeon pea), 4550 nucleotides. RefSeq names its product serine/arginine repetitive matrix protein. The record is from RefSeq and is a predicted model, not a curated record. NCBI's taxonomy places the organism in Eukaryota, Viridiplantae, Streptophyta, Magnoliopsida, Fabales, Fabaceae.
AAAAUGACCUUAGUCCAAUUCAUUGCCGAUCAAAACACCGGUGCCUCCUCCUCCUCCAUGGCUUCGUACGAACUUCGAUUUGGAGCUCACAGCAAUACCAAAUUCUAACACGCCUUUCGAUUCUUCCCCCAAUUCUCUCAGCUAUUCACGAAACCAAUAACAAGCGCCAUUGUAAGAUUCGAUGUACAUUGUCCAAUUGUUUCCCUUGUAAUAUAGAUUUGCCCUUUAUGUGCUAUUGUCAGUAUAGUGCUACAUCUCUGUCAUGCACGAAGCUGUGUUCUGUGUAUUUGGCUCAAGAGAUGUGUGGGAAUUAGUGCAAUGGCAACAUCCACCAAGUUUGAUAUAUCUUCUAGCAGCCCAGAUAGACCAUUGUACAUUGGGCAACGUGGAUCCCACAUAGCUACUUCAUUAGAUAGAUCAAGUAGCUUUCGCGAAAGCAUGGAAAAUCCAAUUCUGUCUUCUCUUCCUAGCAUGUCAAGAAGUAGUUCUUCAGCAACACAAGGGGAUGUGGUGAGCUUCUUCAAUUGUGUGCGUUUUAAUCUAAAGUUGGUGGCUCCAGAGCACAAGUCUAAUCGUCAAACAGAUUAUAAACGACUUGUCAGUGCUGCUUUUGGAAUUUCAUCUGAUGAAUCUCCAUCUAGUUCUGCCAAAGGCAAGCAGCUGCCAUCCCCAGUACCAGAAGAUAUCAAACGACUUAGGGAUAGUUUACACGUAAAUUUCAGGCGGGCAAGGGAUCGAGCUAAAAUGUUCAGUGAAGCCUUGUCUAGAUUCAACAAAGAUUUCCAAAAUAUAACUUCAAAGAAGAGGUCUCGAGCUGAAACCUUUUCUAAUGAACGUUCUAGUUUCACGUUAAGUGAUCGAUCUGUGUUGGGAACAAGCAUAGGUAAGGUUGGAGUUCAAGGUCAUGCAGUCACUGGUGGUUUUGAACAUGACCAGCCGAAGUUGGAAGAAAGAACAAAAAAUGUUCCAAACAAGCGAACUAGAACUUCUUUGGUCGAUGUAAGGAUGGAUGUGCAGAAUAAUUCUCUUGUCAGGCCAUCUGGGACUAUAGAUAGAGAUAAAGAAAUUUUACGGAUUGCCAAUAGUGCUGUGAUUCAGGGUGAGGAACGACCUUUACCAAUCGGAGGUGAUGGGUGGGAAAAGUCAAAAAUGAAGAAGAAGCGUUCAGGCAUCAAACCAGACGGGUCUCAAAAUACAGCAUUGACAAAACCUGUUAACCUUUUCCAGGAAAGUAAACACAGAAUGCAACAUAGAGUAGCCACUGAUGGUCGAUCAAAAUUGAGUAAUGAUUCUCAUUCUUUCAGGUUGGGGGUUUCUAAUGGAACUGUUGGAGCUGGAAAAUCAGAUGGUGUCACUCAACAAACAGGGUUGGGCAUACGCGUCUCUACCCCAAGAAGUGACCCAGAAAAUAAUUCUGCUGUCAAUGAUAGACGAGAUCGUCCUGUUAAUUCAGACAAGGAAAGGGUGAAUUACAGAGCUGUUAACAAGGCAACUGUUCGCGAUGAAUUUAAUUCAGCAAGCCCUAAUUCAAGUGCAAAAUUGAAUACACCUAUUCGGGCGCCACGAUCAGGCUCAGGAGUUGCCCCAAAGUUGUCACCAAGUGUCCAUAGAGCAGCUGUUCCCAAUGAUUGGGAGCCAUCACAUUGUACAUCCAAGCCCCCUGCCAAUGUCGGUACUAACAACCGUAAGCGUAUGACAUCAACAGGAUCAUCUUCCCCAUCUGUUGGCCAUUGGCAAAGGCCCCAAAAGAGCUCCCGCACUGCCAGAAGAACAAAUUUUGUGCCCAUUGCAUCAAGUAAUGAUGAUUCCCCUGCUUUGGAUUCUGCAUCUGAUGUGACUGGUAAUGAUCUUGGAUCAGGAUUUGUCAGACGUUUGGCUGGCAAUUCUCCUCAGCAAAUUAAAUUGAAAGGUGAUUCUUCAACUUCAGCUGCCUUAUCGGAAAGUGAAGAGUCAGGGGUGGCUGAGAUUAAACCAAAAGAGAAGAGAAGGAAAGCAGAGGAGAUAGAUCAGAAAGCUGGACAAAAUGUUCAGAAGGUUUCUAGCUUGGUCCUUCCAACUAGAAAAAAUAAGCUUGUCUCCGGGGAAGAAUAUGGAGAUGGUGUUCGGAGGCAAGGUAGGACAGGACGCAAUUUUCCCACUUCAAGGUCGCUGAUGCCAAUGGCAUCUGAGAAGCUUGGAAAUAUAGGGACUGUAAAGCAACUUAGAAGUUCAAGACUAGGACUUGAGAAGAGUGAAAGCAGGGCAGGUCGUCCACCAACCAGGAAACUUUCCGAUCGUAAGGCAUAUGCACGUCAAAAACAUACAGCAAUUAGUGCAUCAGCAGAUUUUCUUGUUGGGUCAGAAGAUGGACAUGAAGAAUUAUUGGCUGCUGUAAAGGGUGUUAUCAACUCUGCUCGUGCAUUUUCCAGCCAAUUCUGGAGGCAGGUGGAGCGUUUCUUUUGUUUGAUAAGUGAGGAGGAUAUGGCUUACUGGAAACAAAAGAUAGAUGUGGAAUCAAGUGGAUUGACUUCAACUCCAGUUCCUACACAUAGAGAUGACUGUGAAGCUGUUGCUAAUGUUGGGUUAACUGUCUGUGAAAGAGAUUUUGAACCUGGUGAUCCUAAAGGAGAUUCUAAUGGAAUUCCCCUCUGUCAAAGGCUAAUAUCUGCUUUAAUUUCAGAGGAGUGUAGCAGUGAAGAUAUCAAGUUUGAUUCAUGUGAUACUGAAUCUGAGGCAGAUGGAGAGUUGGAUUUGUGCAGUCUGGAUCACCACUCUCGAUUUAAUUCUCAUCUUGCUUGUCAUUCUACUUACAACGGUUAUAGGAUAACUAGGAAGUCGGGACAUGAUGAGACUGAAAGUGAUGUAGUUGAUAUCUCAUCAACUGGGUUUAAUUCAAGCCAGAACAUGCCUACCUUGAUCUGUUCAGAGUUGCAAUAUGCCACCUUGGGUAUGAAUGAAAAGCUUAUCUUGGAGCUUCAAAGUAUUGGAAUUUUCCCAGAAUCAGUGCCUGAAAUCUUGCAAACAGAUGAUGAAGGAAUUUGUCAGGAUAUCACUAGGUUAGAGGAGCAUUACCAAGGACAGAUGUCCAAGAGGAAAUGCUUGCUAGAUGGAUUAUUGAAAUCUGCUUCAGUGACAAAAGAACAUAAAGAAAAGGACUUUGAACAACGUGCUCUUGACAAACUUGUCGUGAUGGCUUAUGAGAAAUACAUGGCUUGUUGGGGUCCCGGCUCAUCCGGUGGGAAAAAUUCAAGCAACAAAAUUGCCAAGCAAGCUGCAUUGGGACUUGUUAAACGAACAUUGGAUCGAUGCCAUCAAUUUGAAGAUACAGGCAAGAGCUGCUUCAAUGAGCCUUUGUAUAAGGAUAUGCUCCUUGCUGCUUCUGCCCAGCUAAGUAUUGUUCAGCAUUUAGAUGGCAUGGAGGCUGAGUCCACAAAACCUUAUACUUCUUCCUUUUCUCUGGAAGCAAGAACUGGUUCCAUGGGUUCACAGCAGAACCCUUCACAAUUUAGUCAGAAUAUAAAUAAUCAUGAUCUCUAUUCAUCAGAUAUUUCUGCUGCUAUAAAUGGUUCAUCUGAACAAACUAGUGGGAAGGAAGAUCUAUGGUCAAACAGGGUGAAGAAAAGGGAAUUGUCCCUUGAUGAUGUUGUUGGUACUAUUGGUAGUUCAGGUGCUCCAUCAGGCACUGGAAGUUCUCUAUCAAAUAGUACUAAAGGGAAGAGGAGUGAAAGAGAUAGAGAUGGAAAAGGGCAGAGCAGAGAAGUGCUUCCCAGAAACGGAACUACCAAAGUUGGUAGGCCAGCAUUAUCUAGUGCUAAGGGAGAAAGGAAACCCAAAACAAAGCCUAAGCAGAAAGCAACUAAGCAUUCUGUUUCUGUAAAUGGUCUCCUUGGCAAGCUAUCAGAGCAACCUAAAACAGCUUUGUCUUCUGUUUCAAAGUCUAAUGAAAUGUCUGCUAACAGCACUGCCAAGGAGAAAGAUGAGUGUGGCAUGAGUGAAUUUGAUGAGCAUGAACCUAUCGAUUUGUCCAACCUCCAACUUCCUGGAAUGGAUGUGCUUGGUGUUCCCGAUGAUCUCGAUGACCAAGGUCAGGAUCUUGGUUCAUGGUUGAAUAUUGAUGACGAUGGAUUGCAAGAUAAUGACUUUAUGGGACUUGAAAUUCCCAUGGAUGACCUUUCAGACUUGAAUAUGAUGGUUUAAAACUGCUUUCUUUGUAUAGUAAUGUUCAUUAUACCAGUGACAAAGGAAACAAAGUACCUUUAAGAAAAGACUAGUUACAUAGGAUGGUUUUAUGGCUAAUCCUGUCCUCAAUUAGGUUAUAUAUAUAUAUAUUCUUUGGUAGACUUCCUUCUCCAAGUUGUUUUUAAUGACCUAUCCAACUGUUUUGGAUUUUGCUCAUGUUGAAGUUCGUGACUUCCAUUGUAAAGAUAUUUUUGUUCUAGGUACAAGUAAGUAUUCCUAGUGAUUAUAUGUUAGCAAACACCGUAUCCUGGUUGUAGCUCUUACAAAACAGAGAAAAGGGUUCUGUACAUACAUUUAAUAUUUCUAAUAAAAUCAGCUUCCAUUUACUGAAA